AUGGCCGAGGCGUCCCCCCCCUCCCCCCUGGACGUGGAGCUGGACCCCGAGUUCGAGCCCCAGAGCCGCCCCCGCUCCUGCACGUGGCCCCUGCAGCGGCCCGAGCUGCAGGCCAGCCCGGCCAAGCCCGCCGACGCCGACGCCGCCUCCGGGAUCCCCGAGGAGGAGGACGACGACGACGACGAGCGGCCGCCGCCCGCCUCGGCCGGGCCCCCCGCCGCCGCCCCCCGCGAGCCCCCGGCCCCCGACGGCGCGGCCCGCCUGCCGGCCCCGCUGCCCGGCGAGGGGCCGUCGGCGGCGGCGCCCAGGAAGUGCUCGUCGCGGCGCAACGCGUGGGGGAACCUGUCCUACGCCGACCUGAUCACCCGCGCCAUCGAGAGCGCCCCGGACAAGAGGCUCACCCUCGCCCAGAUCUACGAGUGGAUGGUGCGCUGCGUGCCCUACUUCAAGGAUAAGGGCGACAGCAACAGCUCGGCCGGCUGGAAGAACUCCAUCAGGCACAAUUUAUCCCUUCACAGUCGAUUCAUCAGGGUACAGAAUGAAGGAACUGGGAAAAGCUCAUGGUGGAUGAUCAAUCCGGAUGGUGGGAAAGGUGGGAAAGCACCACGGAGGCGUGCUGUUUCAAUGGACAAUAGCAACAAGUACACAAAAAGCCGAGGACGAGCAGCUAAGAAAAAGGCUGCUCUACAAGCUGCACAGGAAACUAGCGAAGACAGCCCCUCCCAGCUCUCCAAAUGGCCAGGUAGCCCAACCUCACGUAGCAGCGAUGAACUGGAUGCGUGGACGGAUUUCCGGUCUCGUACAAACUCAAAUGCCAGUACGAUAAGUGGCCGCUUGUCCCCAAUACUGGCAAGUACUGAGUUAGAUGAGGUCCAGGAUGAUGAGGCUCCACUAUCACCAAUGCUGUACAGUAGCCCACCCAGCAUGUCGCCAUCAGUAAAUAAACCCUGUAAUGUUGAGCUGCCUCGGUUGACUGAUAUGGCUGGCACCAUGAACUUGAAUGAUGGCCUGACAGAUAACCUUAUGGAUGACCUUCUGGAUAAUAUCACGCUCCCCUCUUCCCAGCAAUCACCCACAGGAGGACUCAUGCAAAGAAGCUCAAGUUUUCCUUAUGGAUCCAAAGGUUCAGGUCUUGGUUCUCCAUCAAGCAGUUUCAAUAAUGCUGUGUUUGGACCUUCAUCUCUGAAUUCCCUCCGUCAGUCUCCCAUGCAAACCAUCCAGGAGAACAAGCAAGCUACAUUUUCUUCCAUUUCUCACUACAAUAACCAAACGCUGCAGGAUCUGCUGGCAUCAGAUUCGCUUAGCCACAGCGAUGUCAUGAUGACCCAGUCCGAUCCACUCAUGUCACAAGCUAGCACAGCUGUGUCUGCCCAAAAUGUACGCAGGAGCAUCAUGCUCCGGAACGACCCGAUGAUGUCAUUUGCUGCUCAGCCAAGUUUGGUCAACCAGAAUCUGCUCCACCACCAGCAUCAGUCCCAGAAUUCUCUCAGUGGCAGCCGUGCCUUGUCAAAUUCCAUUGGUACUAUAGGCUUAAGUGACACAAGCAACACUGGGUCGGCCAAACACCAGCAACAGUCACCUGUCAACCAGUCUAUGCAAUCACUUUCUGACUCACUCUCAGGCUCUUUAUAUUCCAACAGUGUGAGCCUUCCAGUCAUGGGGCAUGAUAAAUUCCCCAGUGAUUUGGACCUUGAUAUUUUCAAUGGGAGCCUGGAAUGUGACAUGGAGUCCAUUAUCCGCAGCGAACUCAUGGAUGCAGAUGGGUUGGAUUUUAACUUUGAUUCCCUCAUCUCCGCCCAGAAUGUUGUCACUCUGAAUGUGGGAAACUUCACUGGUGCUAAGCAAGCUUCAUCACAGAGUUGGGUUCCAGGCUGAAGGAUUUAUGCAAAGAAGGGAAAUGGUCAAAGCAGGCCCUUAUACUGACACGAGAAAGAAAGAAAGAAAGAAAGAAAGAAAGAAAGAAAGAAAGAAAGAAAGAAAGAAAGAAAGAAAGAAAGAAAGAAAGAAAGAAAGAAAGAAAGAAAGAAAGAAAGAAAG
Molecule: messenger RNA, 2037 nt
Organism: Euleptes europaea (tarantolino)
Lineage: Eukaryota; Metazoa; Chordata; Lepidosauria; Squamata; Sphaerodactylidae
Gene: FOXO3
Product: forkhead box O3
Exons: 3
Coding region: 1-1875 (624 amino acids)
Biological process (GO): regulation of transcription by RNA polymerase II
Cellular component (GO): nucleus; mitochondrial matrix
Molecular function (GO): RNA polymerase II cis-regulatory region sequence-specific DNA binding; DNA-binding transcription factor activity, RNA polymerase II-specific
Source: RefSeq, a predicted model, not a curated record